CACGGUGUGCGAACCGAACAGAAUAACCCGCCCCCCCCCGCGGGAUGUGAAGGACUCCGGGUGAGGCCGGCCACGCCCCGCACGGUAACUCUCUGGCCUGGGUGGAGAGCGUCGCUUAGUACUGGCCGGAUCGGAGUUUUACAAGAGUUUGAAGCUCUUGUGUGUUUGAACGGCGUGAGAAGCUUUCCGCUGAGAGAUCUUCGCACGCCCUGGCCAGGCCCGGCCUAGCGUGGAGAAGCCUUUGGCGCGCGCCUGUAGUCUCCUGAGUGAGGCUGCGCAUGUCACUUCGCGCGCGUCCCCAGCCUUAACUUCCGCGUUGCGCAGCUAACUGGGAACAUCGACGCCAGAGAGAGCGGACACGAGGCGGGCGGGGUGAGAAGCGCCCAUGGUGCAAGCCUGCCUUCGCGUGCGUGGGGUGCCGAUCCGCAUGGAUGGGAAGGCCAUUGUGACUAUGUGGUGAUUACAGUUGUCUUGCUACUUAGUUCCCCACUGGAAUCAUGGAGGAGAAACAGCAGAUUAUAUUGGCUAAUCAAGAUGGUGGGACAGUGGGAGGAGCAGCACCUACUUUCUUUGUCAUCUUAAAACAGCCAGGAAAUGGCAAAACUGAUCAAGGAAUUUUGGUUACUAAUCGUGAUGCCUGUGCUUUGGCUAGUAGUGUGUCAUCACCAGGAAAACCUAAAGGGAAGAUUUGCCUUCCAGCUGAUUGUACUGUUGGAGGAAUCACUGUCACCCUCGAUAACAAUAGUAUGUGGAAUGAGUUCUAUCAUCGAAGCACAGAGAUGAUUCUUACCAAGCAAGGAAGACGCAUGUUUCCUUACUGUCGUUAUUGGAUAACAGGUUUAGAUUCAAAUUUGAAGUAUAUCCUCGUAAUGGAUAUAUCUCCUGUGGAUAACCAUCGUUAUAAGUGGAAUGGUCGUUGGUGGGAACCCAGUGGGAAGGCUGAACCUCAUGUUUUGGGGAGGGUUUUUAUUCAUCCAGAAUCUCCUUCCACAGGUCAUUAUUGGAUGCAUCAACCAGUAUCUUUCUAUAAACUCAAACUUACCAACAAUACACUGGACCAGGAAGGGCAUAUCAUCUUGCACUCAAUGCAUCGCUACUUGCCAAGGCUUCAUUUGGUGCCUGCAGAAAAGGCUACAGAAGUGAUACAAUUAAAUGGCCCUGGUGUUCACACUUUCACUUUCCCACAGACUGAAUUCUUUGCUGUAACAGCAUAUCAGAACAUUCAAAUUACCCAGUUGAAAAUAGAUUACAAUCCAUUUGCCAAAGGCUUCCGAGAUGAUGGGCUAAAUAGUAAGCCUCAGAGAGAUGGAAAACAAAAGAACAGCUCUGACCAAGAAGGGAAUAGUGUUCCCAGUUCUCCUGGUCAUCGGGUCCGCCUUGCAGAAGGAGAGGGGUCAGAGAUACAGCCAGGUGAUUUGGAUCCUAUCUCAAGGGGUCAUGAAACGUCAGGCAAGGGUUUGGAGAAGACUUUGCUUAACAUAAACCAAGACUUUCUUGGUUUUGUGGAUAAUGAUUCAGCACUUGAAGUUCCUCAAUUGAAGCAAGAGGUUUCUGAAAGUCUUGUUGCCAACAGUUUUGAAGAUGGCUCUAGGAUAGUCUCAUCGUUAGACCCAAAUGGAAACUUCAAUGUUGUCAUUAAAGAAGAACCUCUGGAUGAUUAUGACUAUGAAGUUAGUGAGUGCCCAGAAGGGGUCACUAUAAAACAGGAAGAAACGGAUGAAGAGACGGAUGUAUACUCAAACAGUGAUGAUGAUCCCAUACUAGAGAAGCAACUAAAGAGGCACAAUAAAGUUGAUAACCUAGAAGGUGAUCAUCUAUCUUCUAAAUGGCUACCAAGCAGCCCAUCAGGUGUUGCUAAAGCAAAAAUGUUCAAAUUAGAUUCUGGAAAGAUGCCAGUAGUCUAUCUGGAGCCUUGUGCUGUCACCAAAAGCACAGUAAAGAUUUCUGAGCUGCCUGAUAACAUGCUUUCCACAUCUCGAAAGGAUAAAUCUUCUGUGUUGGCAGAAUUAGAAUAUUUGCCUACAUACAUUGAAAAUUCUAGUGGAACUGGCUUCUGCUUAGGCAAAGAAUCAGAAAAUGGUAUUGGAAGACAUUCACCAGAUCUCAGAGUAGUACAGAAAUAUCCCUUACUUAAAGACCCUCAAUGGAAGUAUCCUGAUAUAUCUGACAGCAUUAGCACAGAAAGAAUACUUGAUAGCUCAAAAGUUUCAACUGGGGACUCACUUUCAGAGAAAGAGGAGUUGGGCAAAAAGAGAACAACUAUGCUUAAGAUUGCAGCAGCCUCAAAGGCUGUGAAUGCGAAUCAGAAUGUCUCUCCAAAUGUCCCUGGAAAAAGAGGAAGGCCACGGAAAUUAAAACUCUCUAAGGCAGGGCGACCACCUAAAAACACAGGAAAGUCUUUAACUACUACAAAGAAUACCCCCGUUGGCCCUGGGACUACCUUUCCAGAUGUGAAGCCUGAUCUGGAAGACGUGGAUGGUGUUCUCUUUGUUUCCUUUGAGUCAAAGGAAGCUCUAGACAUUCAUGCAGUUGAUGGGACAACAGAAGAACCCUCCCGUCUUCAAGCAUCAACCACAAAUGACCCAGGUUGCAGAACAAGAAUUUUUCAGUUGGAAAAGGAAUUAAUAGAAGACUUGAAAUCCUUGAGGCAUAAGCAGGUGAUACAUCCUGGUCUCCAAGAAGUUGGCUUAAAAUUGAAUUCAGUGGAUCCAACAAUGAGCAUUGAUCUUAAAUACUUGGGAGUACAGCUACCUUUGGCUCCAGCUACUAGCCUUCCUUUUUGGAACCUUACAGGAACCAACCCUGCCUCUCCUGAUGCUGGAUUUCCCUUUGUUUCUAGAACAGGGAAAACCAAUGACUUCACCAAGAUAAAGGGAUGGAGAGGAAAGUUUCACAGUGCUUCUGCAUCUAGGAAUGAAGGUGGAAAUUCAGAAAGUUCACUGAAAAACCGUUCUGCUUUCUGUAGUGAUAAGCUAGACGAAUACUUGGAAAACGAAGGCAAGCUGAUGGAAACAAGCAUGGGUUUCUCUUCCAGUGCUCCCACAUCUCCUGUGGUAUACCAGCUUCCCACCAAGAGUACCAGCUAUGUACGAACACUAGAUAGUGUACUAAAGAAGCAAUCUACUAUUUCCCCUUCUACCUCCUACUCUUUGAAGCCUCAUUCUGUAGCCCCUGCCUCUCGAAAGGCAAGGUCUCAAAACAAACAGGCAACUUUAAGCAGCAGAGCUAAAUCAUCCUAUAAAUCUAUUUUACCAUACCCUGUUUCACCAAAGCAGAAAAACUCUCAUAUGAUUCUAGGAGAUAAGGUCCCCAAGAACUUUUCAAGCACCAUUUCAGAAAAUCAGGUGAAUAACUUUGUUGUGCCAACUUUAGAUGAAAAUGUAUUUCCAAAGCAGAUUAGUUUGCGUCAGGCACAACAGCAGCAACAGCACCAGCACCAAGGAACCCGCCCUCCAGGCUUGUCUAAAUCUCAGGUGAAACUAAUGGACCUGGAAGACUGUGCACUUUGGGAAGGAAAACCAAGGACCUAUAUCACAGAAGAACGAGCAGAUGUAUCCCUAACAACUCUACUUACAGCCCAAGCAUCUCUCAAAACUAAACCUAUUCACACCAUCAUAAGGAAACGAGCUCCUCCUUGCAACAAUGACUUCUGUCGACUGGGUUGUAUAUGCUCUAGUCUAGCGUUGGAAAAGCGCCAACCUGCUCACUGCCGCCGACCAGACUGCAUGUUUGGUUGUACUUGUUUGAAAAGAAAAGUUGUGCUUGUCAAAGGGGGAUCCAAAACUAAGCAUUUUCAGAGGAAGGCCGCCCAUCAAGAUCCAGUAUUUCAUGAUACUCUGGGAGAGGAGGCAAAGGAGGAAGAAGGAACAGUCAGGGAGGAGGAAGAGCAAUUGAAAGAGAAAAAGAAAAGAAAGAAGGUGGAAUACACUAUAUGUGAAACAGAGCCUGAACAGCCUGUACGACAUUACCCGUUAUGGGUAAAAGUAGAAGGUGAAGUAGAUCCAGAGCCAGUUUAUAUCCCAACACCUUCUGUCAUUGAACCUAUGAAACCAUUGUUGUUGCCUCAGCCAGAAGUUUUAUCUACUACCAUGAAGGGCAAACUGCUCACUGGAAUUAAACCUGCACGGGCGUAUACUCCCAAACCUAAUCCUGUGAUUCGGGAAGAGGACAAAGAUCCGGUCUACUUGUACUUUGAAAGUAUGAUGACUUGUGCCCGAGUUCGAGUAUAUGAACGAAAAAAAGAGGAACAGAGACAACCCUCCCCCUCCCCCUCCCCCUCUCCAUCAUUUCAACAGCAGAGCUCAUGUCAUUCUAGUCCUCAGAACUGUACUGAAAAGGAACCUGAUUCUGAACAGCAGCCUUUAAAACAACUCACCUGUGACUUGGAGGACGAUUCUGAUAAAUCACAAGAAAAGAGCUGGAAGUCUUCCUGCAAUGAAGGGGAAUCCUCUUCUGCCUCUUAUAUGCAUCAGAGGUCACCUGGUGGUCCCACCAAACUGAUAGAGAUCAUCUCAGACUGCAACUGGGAGGAGGAUCGAAACAAGAUUUUGAGCAUCUUAUCCCAGCACAUCAAUAGCAACAUGCCACAAUCACUUAAGGUGGGCAGCUUCAUCAUUGAGUUGGCUUCUCAGCGAAAGAGCCGGGGUGAGAAGAACCCUCCUGUUUAUUCUUCUCGUGUGAAAAUCUCUAUGCCAUCAUGUCAAGACCAAGAUGAUAUGGCUGAGAAAUCUGGAUCAGAGACUCCUGAUGGUCCAUUGUCCCCUGGGAAAAUGGAUGAUGUCUCUCCUGUGCAGACAGAUGCUCUGGAUUCAGUGAGGGAGAGAUUACAUGGAGGCAAAGGCCUACCUUUUUAUGCAGGGCUUUCUCCUGCAGGGAAGCUUGUGGCCUAUAAACGUAAACCCAGUUCAAGUACAUCUGGACUUAUCCAGGUUAAUGGUAAGAGUUACCCGCAGGCUAAGUUGCUAUUGGGACAGAUGGGGGCAUUGCAUCCAGCCAAUAGGCUAGCUGCAUAUAUCACAGGCAGGUUGCGACCCUCAGUCCUGGACCUCUCAACCCUCAGUACUGUCAUCUCCAAGGUAGCAUCCAAUGCCAAGGUGGCUGCAUCCAGGAAACCACGUACCCUGUUGCCUUCAACAUCCAAUUCCAAAAUGGUAUCCUCCUCCGGCACUGCAACAAAUCGUCCUGGGAAGAACCUGAAGGCAUUUGUUCCAGCAAAAAGGCCAAUUGCGGCUCGACCCUCUCCUGGUGGUGUGUUCACACAGUUUGUGAUGAGUAAAGUUGGAGCCUUGCAGCAGAAGAUACCUGGAGUUAGCACACCCCAACCCCUGACAGGGCCACAGAAGUUCAGUAUCAGACCUUCUCCAGUAAUGGUCGUCACACCUAUGGUUUCUUCUGAACCAGUUCAGGUGUGCAGCCCUGUGACUGCUGCUGUCACUACCACCCCUCAAGUGUUUUUAGAAAAUGUUACUGCUGUGACACCUAUGACUGCUAUUUCUGACGUGGAAACUAAAGAAACUACUUAUUCUUCUGGUGCCACCACUUCAGGGGUUGUUGAGGUCUCUGAAACUAAUACCAGUGCCCCUGUAACAUCUACCCAGUCUACAGCCACUGUGAACCUUACCAAAACCACUGGGAUAACUACCCCUGUGGCUUCAGUUGCUUUUCCUAAGUCUUUGGUAGCAUCUCCUCCAACCAUAACUCUUCCUGUUGCUUCCACUGCCUCCACUUCCAUAGUCGUGGUGACUACAGCUGCAUCUUCUUCCUCCAUGGUGACCACACCAACUUCAUCUCUGGGCUCUGUUCCUAUUAUACUCUCGGGAAUUAAUGGGAGUCCACCCGUGAGCCAGAGACCAGAAAAUGCCCCUCAUAUUCCAGUGGCCACUUCACAGGUCUCUGCAAACACAGUGAAACGUCCUGGACCUCGAUUGUUACUAAUUCCAGUGCAGCAGGGCCCGCCUACUCUUAGACCUGUCCCAAACACACAACUUCAGGGACAUCGGAUGGUCUUGCAGCCUGUUAGGAGUCCAAGUGGAAUGAACCUAUUUAGGCAUCCUAAUGGGCAGAUUGUCCAGCUUCUACCAUUGCAUCAGAUUCGAGGCUCAAAUACCCAGCCCAACUUACAGCCUGUCAUGUUUCGGAACCCAGGGUCUGUGAUGGGAAUCCGGUUACCGGCUCCUUCUAAACCUUCUGAGACUCCACCAUCUUCCACAUCAUCCUCUGCUUUCUCUGUCAUGAAUCCUGUAAUUCAGGCUGUUGGUUCUUCUCCAGCCGUGAAUGUUAUCACUCAGGCACCAUCAUUGCUUUCCUCUGGACCUAGUUUUGUAUCUCAGGCUGGCACGUUGACCCUGAGGAUUUCUCCUCCUGAGCCACAAAGCUUUGCAAGUAAAACAGGUUCUGAAACCAAAAUAACUUACAGCUCAGGAGGACAGCCUGUUGGUACAGCCAGUCUUAUUCCUCUCCAGUCUGGUAGUUUUGCUUUGUUGCAGCUCCCAGGACAAAAGCCUGUUCCUAGCUCCAUUCUUCAACAUGUUGCUUCCCUUCAGAUGAAGAGAGAAUCCCAGAGUGCAGAUCAGAAAGAUGAAACAAACUCUAUAAAAAUAGAGCAAGAAAUUAAAAAGACUCUGCAUUCAGGAGAAAGUGUAGAUCCUAAGGCUAAUACAGUAAACCAGAACUCAGGAGAUCUUGCUUCAGGAGAAACCCUGAAUGAUUCCUUGGAAGAUGGGGGUGAUUAUUUGGAUGAAGAAUCCCUUGCAGAAGAUGUUCCUGCAGCUGUCCAACCUGCUGUGUGCUCCUAUCUCACUGGGUCCCAUACAAGUGAAAACUACAAAGAUGGUAAUGAAGAAUUUGAGACUAGGGAUCGUAACAGUCCUAAGGAAAAACGAACUGUUAUAGAAGUUAGAACCAUUUCCGAAAAGGCCAGUAAUAAGACAGUCCAAAAUGCAAGUAAAGUACAGUUUCAGAAAUUUGGUGAUGUGAAGGUGGAACAGCAAAAAGGAUUAGAUAAUACAGAGGAAAAAUCAAAUGAAUCUCCAGUCAUUUCUAAAGAAAGAUAUAAACUCGAAUCUUCAGGGAGCAAAGUUGUGGAGCAGCAAUCUAAUUCACAGUCUGAGGCCAAGGGCAAGGGACGUGGAGACUCUCUGGAGAAGGAUGGUAUUAGGGAGAGAUGGAGAAAACAUCUGAAGGGCCCCUUGACUCGGAAAUGUGUUAGAACUUCACAGGAUUGUAAGAAAGAGGCAGAUGAGCAGUUAAUAAAAGAAACAAAGACAUGUCAAGAAAAUUUUGAUGUGUUUCAGCAAGAACCAGGCAUCUCUGACUUACUGGGGAAAAGUAUAACUACUGAGAAUGCCAGAGUUUUAAAAACAGAAUGUGAUUCUUGGAGUAAGAUUUCUAAUCCUCCAGUCUUCUCCAUUGUUCCUAGAAGAGCUACAAAAGGCAGCAGAGGUAGUGGACGUUUUCAGGGUCAUUUACUACUAUCAGGAGAACAGAUAAAGCUAAAGCAAGAGAAGAAGGAUGGGAGAAGCAGUACUAAUUUCACUGUUUUGGAUUUGGAAGAGGAUGACGAAGAAGAUGAGAAUGAAAAAACCGAUGAUUCGAUCGAUGAAAUUGUGGAUGUUGUUUCUGACUACCAGAGUGAGGAGGUUGAUGAUAUAGAAAAGGUGAAUAACUGUGUAGAAUACAUUGAGGAUGAUGAGGAGCAAGUGGACAUUGAGACUGUAGAAGAGCUCUCAGAUGAAAUUAGUGCUGCCCAUAUGAGGACCACAGCUGCCCACACACAGUCGUUUAGACAGCAGUGUCGUACCCAUAGCUCUACAGAUGAAAAAGCUGCUGAAAGGAGUCGAAAGGCUCCACCUAUUCCUGUAAAACUGAAGUCAGAGUACUGGAGUGACAAACUACAGAAAGAAGCAGAAGCCUUUGCUUAUUAUCGUCGGACACACACUGCUAAUGAGCGGCGGCGGCGUGGUGAAAUGAGGGAUCUGUUUGAGAAAUUAAAGACCACCUUGGGAUUACUUCAUUCUUCCAAAGUUUCCAAAAGUCUCAUCCUUACUCGGGCAUUCAGUGAAAUUCAGGGACUAACAGAUCAGGCAGACAAAUUGAUAGGACAGAAAAAUCUUCUGACUCGAAAAAGGAAUAUUCUGAUACGGAAAGUAUCAUCUCUUUCAGGUAAGACAGAAGAAGUGGUCCUGAAGAAGCUAGAGUAUAUUUAUGCAAAGCAACAAGCACUAGAGGCACAAAAAAGAAAAAAGAAGAUGGGAUCAGAUGAGUUUGUGUCACCCAGAACUAGUAAACAGCAGGAAGGAUCUUCUGCAUCAUCUGUCGAUCUUGAACAGAUGUUUAUAAAUAACAGGAGGGGCAAACCUUUGAUUCUUUCCAGAAAAAGAGACCAGGCCACAGAAAAUACCUCACCCUCGAAUACUCCACACACCUCUGCAAACCUCGUGAUGACUCCACAAGGGCAACUGCUCACUUUAAAAGGUCCUUUAUUCUCAGGACCAGUGGUAACUGUUUCUUCUGGUCUCUUAGAUGCUGAUCUUAAGCCUCAAGUUGGCAGCAGUGCUAUGGCUCAAUCAGAAAAUGAUGACUUAUUUAUGAUGCCACGAAUUGUGAAUGUGACAUCAUUGGCUACAGAUGGAGGUUUAGUAGGUAUGGGUGGCAAUAAAUAUACUCAUGAAGUUCCUGAUGGCAAGCCACCUGACCACCUGACAGAUACCAUCAGGAAUGAAAAUAACUCUUUAGAGGAUUCGGGUAUUCUCUCUUCCAGAGGAAACCAUAGAGAUAGCCGAAAGACACUGGGUCCAACACAGGUUUUUCUGGCAAAUAAAGAUUCUGGUUUUCCACAAAUAGUUGAUGUUUCCAGUAUGCAGGAAACACAGGAAUUCUUACCUAAAAAGAUUUCUGGUGAUGUGAGAGGGAUUCAGUAUAAAUGGAAAGAGAAUGAAUCAAGAGGGGAGAGAAUGAAGUCAAAGGAAUCUUCAUUUCAUAAGUUAAAAAUGAAAGAUUUGAAGGACUCAAACAUUGAGAUGGAACUGAGGAAAGUAACAUCAGCUAUAGAGGAAGCAGCGCUUGAUUCUGGUGAACUGCUAACUAACAUGGAAGAUGAGGAUGAUACUGAUGAUACACUCACUUCACUGCUUAAUGAAAUUGCCUUUCUUAAUCAACAACUAAAUGAUGACUCUGUGGCUGAAUUGGCUGAAUUGCCUAGCACUGUGGAUACAGAGUUUCCAGGGGAUGCUCGACGAGCUUUUAUCAGUAAGCUUGCCCCUGGGAACAGCACAUCUUUCCAGGUUGACCACUUGGGAACUGGUUUGAAAGAGUUGCCUGAUGUUCAAGAGGAGAGUGACUCCAUUAGUCCCCUCCUUUUGCACUUAGAAGAUGAUGACUUUUCUGAGAAUGAGAAACAACUUGUAGAACCAUCAUCUGAGCCUGAUGUACUUAAAAUUGUUAUUGACCCUGAGAUAAAGGAUUCCCUUCUUUCCCACAGGAAAACUAGUGAUGAAGGGAAGAGUACUUCUGACCUUCCUGCAGAGUCUGAAAAUGUGUCCUCACCUCCCAUCCUACACAUGAGGACUGGCCUGGAGAACAGUAGCAGUACAGAUACUUUAUGGAGGCCUAUGCCAAAGUUGGCACCUCUAGGUUUAAAAGUAGCUAAUCCUUCCAGUGAUGGAGAUGGUCAGAGUCUCAAGGUGAUGCCUUGUUUGGCACCUAUAGCUGCCAAAGUUGGGUCAGUUGGACACAAAAUAAGUUUAACAGGGAAUGACCAGGAAGGCCGAGAGAGCAAGGUGAUGCCUACAUUGGCACCUGUUGUGGCUAAAUUGGGCAGCUCUGGGGCCUCACCAAGUUCUGCAGGGAAAUGAACUUACUUGUCCUCAGGCAGAAGCCAGGCUGUGAGGGGAAAUUGAAUCUCACCUCCUUUCUCUGCGGGCAUCUGUUUAUUUGUGUCUUGGAACUUUAGUCCUCGACUUUGCUGAUGCAGUGGAUAAUGAGAGGGGGUAGGGUGCUGAUCCUGGUACAAGAAAUACUAUGAAAUUUUGAUGAUGUUUAAAUGUGUUACCUCACUUGUGGUGCUGGGUCCCCUCAUCCUCUCUAAGAAUAUGUCAUCCAUUACUGAACACAAGGUGCCCCUCUUACCCAAGGAAUUCAUAACAAGACUGGCUCUAUAGUGUGGUUCCUAGUUCUUCCCCCCAAGAGAACGAGCUGCUUGUGACUUUGGAGUUGUUAUCGACCGAGCUGUAGCUGACAGAUGUUGGUUAAAGGCUGUGCCUAGGGAUCCAGAAGAGUUGAUAUUUCAAGAAUAGGGAGAGAGAGGAUGGGUAUCAUGCAAUACCAAAGUGAAGGACUUUGUGUCAUUUAGAAAAAUUUUCUUUCAUAUAUCAAGUAGUUUUCAUUCUCUCACUUUUUCAAUUAGAAUUACAAAUUCAAGCUUUCUGGUAAAGUAGGGAUGUUGUUUCCUUUUAUUAUUAAGGUAAUUAUUUUGAGAUGUUAAAAGAAGAUAGUAGUACUAGUUGUUGAGUGGGUGUUGAAAAGAUCAUUUCACAGUGCCAGGGAUUUCUACUGGGAAUAUGUAUCUUGGAGGUAGGCAUAGAGGGAGCCCUGCCCCUCUCACAGAUCACAUUGCUGAAGAGACAGCUAAAGUGAAACAUACUUUCUCCCCAAACCAGAGACAGUGGCCAAAAUCAAAAGUUGUGGGGCUGGAUAUUUCCCAAAUCAAACCAGCGUCCUGGUGCUUGAAGGUUUCAUUCGCUAUUACCCGCAGAGGACGUAAAGAAAAGUCACAGUAGGCACUCUACCAGGGAAAUGAGGCAGUAUUUGAAUCACAAGAUAUAUUUUUUAUCUGCUACCAUGGAUUCAAUGAUCUGUAGAGCUUUUUCACUUGUUAGCUGUCAGGGUGUGAAGGACUGACAGUCUGUAAAGAUAAAGAUAUUUAUAUUUUUGUAUAGUUGUUUUCAUAGAUUUCUCAAAGGCUGAAGUUUUCAACCUAGAAGAUGAGAUUUGUAUUGAGUAUAGAAAUGAUGUUUCCUAUCUAGUUUGUAAAUAAUCAUGGUGCACUUGAGGGGUCUCUUGGAAACUCCUGGGGGCAAGAAUCACUAUUAUGAAACUGUAUAGACUGGGAUUUAGCUGCUGCAUUUUGCCUUUCUUAAAUAAUUAUAUUUUGGAAUGUAACUCCUGUUCUGUCUUCAUUGACAGGAUUUGCUUGUGUUGUAAAACACUUAACACAAGAGCUUCCAGUGCCUGGGCUGUGCCUAGGUUCAUGCUGUUUCUUCUAUGUCCCCUGCCACUUUAUCCCAAGUCCCAUUCAGCAUACCUUCAGACCUAGGUUUUGAGACCAACUUUGGAAUGGAUCUAGCCAGUGAAUUAUUACUUCCAAGUUGGUUCCCUUAUUAUUAACUCAGCAGAUUGAAAGGGUGGAUAUCCAGGUGUGGAGCAGGUGCCUGUAGUCCCAGCUACUCGGAUGCUGAAGCAGUAGGAUCACUUGAACCCAGGAGUUUGAGGUUGCUGUGAGUUAGGCUGAGGCCAUGGCAUUCUAGCCUGGGCAGCAGAGUGAGACUCUCUCAAAAAAAGAAAAAAGAAAAGGGUAGGAAUACUUCCUCUGCAUAUUUGUAGUAAGAUCAAAUUCUUGUUGGUUUUGUGCUGUUUGCUUUCCUAAACCUCAUUGGCACUUAACCUUCCUUCCUCUGAAGGUUACCCAAGAGCUUGAAGUAGGGAAAGAGUGCUCCUCAGCUUCUCAUUAUCUUUUCCACUUAACCCAGCAGAUUUCAUUCAAUGCCUUAGCCAAGGAGUCCAGAACUUGUCUCCCUUGCUAUUAAUUGUUCUUAGAGAUUCUAGUACUUUAACCCAGGUAUAACAGUUUUCUAUUAUUUCCUUGUCUUUUCCCAUAUUUUCUCCUGACUUCCCAAGACUCUUGUGGCUUUUGAGGGUCUGCCGAGGAGCAGGCAAGUGAGUAAACAAUCCUUCGGAAAAGAAGGACCAUUUUAGCUUCCCAAUGCUUCCUUUUUUUUUUUUUUUUUUUUUUUUUUGGCCGGGGCUGGGUAUGAACCCGCCACCUCCGGCAUAUGGGACCGGCGCCCUACUCCUUGAGCCACAGGCGCCGCCCAAUGCUUCCUUUUUUUAGAAGAAAAUAGGCAAACAGGUAAUAAUUCUUGAGUGGGAGAUAUUUAACUCAGUUUAUGAGAGAUAUAUAAAGAUGGAAGUGAAAGAUGAUUUCAGGUGUUUAUGGGAAUGCUGCAAGUGUUGUUGCAAAUUCUAAAGUGUUAAGACCUCUUAGAAUUAAGUGUCCUCAGAGCUAAUUUGAGGGGAGUGCUCAGUUUUCAGAAUAAUCCUGCAGUCCUGACAGAAAUCUAAAUUAACAAAAACUCCUAGCUUUUACCCUUGCCCCAGGAGAAACAGAUCUAUGACAAUUACAUGUGUGUUUAUGAAAGUUGAAUGAGGGGAGUUGAGGAACCUGGAUGUCAGUGAGCUCUCAUCUUAACUAUAAGAAGCAUGAUCUCAGUAGACCAAUAAUUCACCUUUUUAUAACAUCUGUAAAUAAAUGGAAUGUUUUUAAGAAUAUAAUUAUGUCAGAUUUAGCAUUUUCUUUUAUAUAUUAAAUAUAUAUCUUUCCUUUUCUGCUUUUGAAAAGUGACUAUUUUUUUAGAAACCCAAGAACAGAAGAAGUUUGGUGAUGAGAAGGCAGACUGUGUAAACCUGAAAUAAAUCAGUUAUAAUAAUUAAAGCAG
This is a messenger RNA of Nycticebus coucang (slow loris), 12710 nucleotides long. RefSeq names its product MAX dimerization protein MGA (gene MGA). Gene Ontology annotation, molecular function: RNA polymerase II cis-regulatory region sequence-specific DNA binding; protein dimerization activity; DNA-binding transcription factor activity, RNA polymerase II-specific. Gene Ontology annotation, cellular component: MLL1 complex; nucleus. Bases 498 to 9851 code for a protein of 3117 amino acids. Lineage: Eukaryota; Metazoa; Chordata; Mammalia; Primates; Lorisidae. The record is from RefSeq and is a predicted model, not a curated record. The transcript has 24 exons. Gene Ontology annotation, biological process: regulation of transcription by RNA polymerase II; positive regulation of DNA-templated transcription; cell fate specification.